This is a messenger RNA of Ctenopharyngodon idella (grass carp), 4877 nucleotides long. RefSeq lists its product as uncharacterized. The coding region runs from base 578 to 1999 and encodes 473 amino acids. The record is from RefSeq and is a predicted model, not a curated record. NCBI's taxonomy places the organism in Eukaryota, Metazoa, Chordata, Actinopteri, Cypriniformes, Xenocyprididae. The transcript has 2 exons.
GUGUGAGAUAAUGCACAGAGUGGCCAUACAUUACAAUCGUCAGUAUUUUAAACUGGGUGGACAUUUCUGAUCUUCCAUUUCAUUUAUUUUGUUUAAUAAAUGAUUAAAUUAAUUUACAGCUGCAUAACAAAGUGAAUGUUAAACACAAACAUUAGAAAAUGUUUCAAAAUGUGUUUAUUAAAGGGUCUAUUACUAUUUAUUACCUAUAUAUAACUAAUUAAGUAAAGAAUAAUUAACUGUGGGCCAUUGAGUAAUUAGAAAGAUAACCAUAAAACCAUAAAAAACCAUAAAACUAAAAUGACCAUUAAUGUGUAGAUAUCUAUACACAAUCUAAUUUGCAUAUUAAAUGUGUUCUUGGGGCAACAUGUAAUAAAGUAAUAAGCCCCGUGAAGCCGUGGUUACAGUGAAUUUAUAACAGCUAAGGGGUGUUGUUAGGCAUGUUGUUACAAAUAUUGAAGCCAAAAAAUAUGUAUCAAUGCAACUUUCAUGAAGUAAAAUCAUUAAAAGCCUUUCUUCCGCAGAAGAAAUAGUCCCUGACCGUGAACAGCAACAGAAUUUACGUUUAUUACGCCAUUAGAUGGCGGCAAAGACUGUCUUUUUGAGCGAGUCACACGGAACAAGACCCAAAUGCUUUGAUGCUUUCUCCACACCACACACUGACAAUAACAUCUUAACGGAAAACACACAAAUUCUCCCCUCCUUCUCUUCGCUCUCUGAGGCAGAUGUUUCCAACUUCAUCCUCUCCAUUCACCCUACUACCUGUCCGCUUGACCCUAUCCCCACUCAUCUUCUUCAGGCCAUCUCCUCCUCAGUUGUACCUGCACUCAUUCACAUGAUCAAUUCUUCUCUUCACACUGGUACAUUUCCCACAGCUUUUAAGCAGGCUAGGAUUACACCACUGCUUAAGAAACCCACUCUGAAUACAGCACUUUUAGAAAACUAUAGACCGGUAUCCCUUCUUCCAUUCAUUGCGAAGACACUUGAGAGAGUUGUGUUCAACCAACUGUCUACUUAUCUCACACAGAACAACCUCCUUGACAACAACCAGUCUGGCUUCAAGAGUGGCCACUCAACUGAGACUGCCCUGCUCUCAGUCACUGAAGCCCUGAGACUGGCACGAGCAACUUCACAAUCAUCAGUACUCAUCUUACUGGAUCUGUCUGCUGCUUUUGACAUAGUCAACCACCAGAUCCUCCUGUCAACCCUCAGGUCGAAGGGCAUCUCAGGAACCGCACUCCAGUGGUUCGAGUCUUACCUCUCAGACCACCACCUUCAACUCAACCUUGCUAAAACGGAAUUGCUUGUGGUCGGUGCCAACCCAACACUUCAUCAUGACCUUUCCAUUCAACUUGGGUCGUCAACCAUAACUCCUUCCAGGACGGCCAGGAACCUUGGAGUGGUGAUGGAUGAUUGUUUAAGCUUCACAGAUCACAUCACUACAACGGCCCGGUCCUGCAGAUUUGCCUUGUACAACAUUAGGAAGAUCAGACCCUUCUUAUCGGAGCAUUCCACACAAAUUCUUGUCCAAGCACUUGUUCUAUCCAGACUGGACUAUUGUAAUGCUCUCUUGGCUGGCCUUCCAGCAUGCACAGUCAAGCCUCUACAACUGAUCCAGAAUGCUGCAGUAAGACUGGUCUUUAACGAACCGAAGAGAGCACAUGUCACACCUCUCUUCAUCAGUUUGCAUUGGCUGCCAAUAGCAGCUCACAUCCAAUUCAAGGCUCUAAUGUUUGCCUACAGAACAACCACUGGCUCUGCACCACUAUACCUAAACUCACUACUUCAGACUUACGCGCCCUCCAGAAGCUUGCGUUCUGCAAGUGAACGGCGUCUUGUGGUGCCAUCCCAAAGGGGCACAAAAUCCCUCUCACGGACCUUCUCCUGGUCUGUUCCUGGUUGGUGGAAUGACCUACCAUGCUCUAUCCGAGCAGCUGAGUCUUUAGCCAUUUUCAAAAAACUGCUAAACAAAUAUCUUUUUUGUCAACACUUGACCCAGUAAUAUUAGCACUUACUCAUUAUUUAUAUUUUACUUUUCUUUUUUUGAUUUCUAUUUAUUCUAUUAUUUGUUGUUUAAUUACAUCAUGAUUACAGUGAAUCAUUUACAUUUUGAUAAAGCGCCUUCAGCGCCACCUGCUGGAAGGAAACAGCCGGAGACAACAGGUCAAUUUAAAGGGAUAGUUCACCCAAAAAUAAUUUACUCACACUCAAGCCCUGUGUUCAUCUGAAAGAAGAAAGUCAUAUACACCUAGGAUGGCUUGAGGGUGAGUAAAUCAUGGAGUAAUUUUGACAUUUGGGGACAUUUGAUAUUCAACAGUGUUUAGAUCUGUCUGCAUUGACACUAUUGUAUGAGAACUGAACUGAGCUGGAUGAUGACAUCACUGUUCACUCCAGUGCUGAUAUAGAUAAAUUAACUAAAUUAAUAACUAUUGAUUCUUACAAUCAAACGAAUCAGUACUGAAUUUACUGUACACGCUGGAAAUGACAGCAUUUUCUUUAAGAGCUGCUGUGCAGCCAAAAUGAUAUACCAGUUAUCACUGUAAAGCUGCUUUGACACAAUCUGCAUUGUAAAAAGAGCUAUAUAAAUUAGAGAUCGACCGAUAUGGGUUUUUCUAUAACCGAUGCCGAUGUUUAGAGGUCAGGGUCAGCCGAUGGCCGAUAUCUUGAAGUUUUCCCCUUCAUUUGCAUGCUAAAAUGUCACACUAAUAAUAAGUGGAUGCACAACAUUUCUAAACUUAACAUCAUUUAUUGAACACUGACUUGAUUUACAUAAAAGUUUUAGAGCAUGUAUCAAGCUGAAUUUUUCAAGUUUGUUGGAAAUGUAAACUUCAAUAUACAUUUAAAUAAAAUAAAUACAACUUUAUAAAUAAAAAUCAGUUAAAAACUUUGUCAUGUUGCACAGUCUUGUAUGCAAGGACAGUGCUAAACUCUUAGUGAUUUCUGACAUUCUUGACGGUUAACGUUAGACAGGUUUAAUGAGGAUAAUAACUGUGCGACACACACACACACACACAUAUAUAUAUAUAGUCAUUGGUCGGAACACAUCAUUUUAUUAGGCUGAUGUCCAUUUCGCAUUACACAGUUGAUGGAAACACACGCAGAUGCGCAUAUUCUUGAGCCGAACUUUCAUUAAUGCAAAGUUGGAUGGAAACCCGGUUAUUGUCUGCCUCAAACCAUGCUUCCGAACAAAUGUCAUACACUUCUGCGCAGUGGCGUAGCGCAAAUCCGCGGGGCCCCCCGUGAGCCGAGAGUCAGAGGCCACCCGAAGGAAGGUUCAACCAAGAAGGGGAGCCAAUGGUUAUCACACAAGAAGCAACAUGCAAACUUUGCGGAAAACUUAUGCCGGUAAAAGCUUAAACUCGGUCAGUAUUCAAAGUGAAAGUAAAAGUGACGGAGCUGCCUGACGCUGCAUUAACGGAGCAUUUUCUCUCAGAGACGAAUUUCAACAUAAUAUGCUGAUAACGGUAUAUAACUGUCUUAAUUUAUUCCAUUAUUUCCUUUGUGGCCCGUACAUAUAGUGAAACAAAUGAGAAGAACAGUAUUUUGUGUUAAACAGCUUGUUUUUUUUUUUUUUUUUUUUUUUUAAAGUUGGUGAAGUAGCCUAAAGCUGCUCUUAAUUUCUUAAUUAAGCUGCUCUUAAUUGCAUUGUUAGGAAAUAUUAUAGACUGUUAAUAAUUUUAAUUAUAGGUCCAAUUCAUUGUAUAAUAGACCUAAAAAAAUGUUUAAAACAUUUUCAAAGAGGAGCUGAUAGCCUAAUCUCUUAUUAUCCUCACAGCACGUCAGUUAUGCGGUGAUGCGCUGUGAAAUUAUUGCGGGGCAAAUUUAUUAUAAUAUUAAUUUAAUAAUAAAAGUAGCUUACCUAAUAGUAAUAAUAAUAGACUAGAAGAAUGUAACAGGCUUACAUUAAUUGGAAAUGCCAAAUCCUCUUAAUAUUGACAAUAUUUGUCGGAGUAAUGUAGCCCUCAAUCACGCUGCAGUGUUUGUGAGAGCUGCCGCCUUCUCCACCACAAGCACAGAGUGAAAUUCUACGACUCCAGCUGUAGCAUUAUGCCAGUUCCCGACGGUUCUAUGCUAUCCGUUGUUUCUUUCACUAAGUGAAGCAACACUUCAUAGUUUACUAGUAGCCUAAUAUAUAGUAAAUAUAUAGCCAUAGGACUUUGAAAUAUCAGAAUUUAAGCCUUAGGCUACCUUUAUCUCCCAGGACUGUUGUUGAAACUUUUGGAAAUUCACAUGCGGCAGCAGCACAUUCCACCGCACCAAUAACACAGGGCUGCCCGCGGACGUGCCUGACUUGACUUAAUUUUCUUUUUUGGGUGAACUAUCCCUUUAAGUCGAGGUGAACUGGCCACUUAUAAAAUGUUUUAUCCAGUAAAUGUUUAGAGGAACUGCAGUAACAGUGAAGCUGUGCCAGUGGUUGCUCUUUAUUUCCAAUAAAGUAAGAAAUAAAACUGUAAAAGUAUACUGAUAUAAGUAAGCAGUCAUUCUCUGUAUGUCUGUAAGGGGCGAUGAUGUUCACAGGAUCCAGCAGACACACACGGGUUGCCCUCGUCUCAGAGAAGAAACAGGGCUUUUGGAGAUAAAUGGGAUUGCUUGUACGCCGGCAUCUUCACAGGACCAGAGCGUCAUGCACAGGUGUGCGAAUCUGGAUAUGGCCUCCAUCGAUUACAUCAGCAGCUUUAUGGCUGGCCAGGCCUCCUCCAUCUCCUGUGGUCUUAUUCUGUGUCAACAUGUCCUCGAUCACACAUACUGUGGAUGAAGGCACUGCAGUUGUGUCUGCGUUUGUAAAUUUAUGACAAGCUAAUCAUUAAAUAAUGAAAAUGUAAAUUUAAAUAAUUUCAAAAUGAAAGCAAUCAAACCCUUACUAAAAAUAUGAAAUAUUG